AUGAUGCCUGGGGGUUCUGAUCUUAGUUGGAGGAGGGCUGGGAAGGAGGGCUUUCCCUUGGAGAGCCUCCUGAGGCCCCCUUACCCAGCAGGGCCCAGCCUUCUGCUUAUGGAUCCCCGAGGGGAACGGCUGAGCAUCCCUGGUGUCUGGCUCCCACUAUACUUUGGGGUCUUGGGGCUGUGCUCUGUGGUUACCGGCGGCUGCAUGGUCUUUCUCCACUGGAGGAAGAAGGUUCGCAGGGAACAGCAGGCCCAGGAGUGGGUGGAGGUGAUGCAGGCCGCCACCUUCACCUACAGCCCCGUCCUCUACUGGAUCAACAAACGUCGGCAAUACGGCAUGAACACCGGGGUCAAAGUGGACCUCCCAGCGGCCAAACCCAAGCCAGAGGCCCCCAAGCCCCUGACUAGCCACCAGGAGGGAAGGAGCGAAGCCUCGGCAGCCAGAUUCUUCACGUCCCCGGCCUCUGCCCCACCCCUGGCCUGUUGCCCGACCCCAGCGCCACACAACCCUAUCUUCCAGGAGGUGGCCUCUGCCCCUUCGCUGGGCAACAUGCCGCCCAUGGUGAACCACUCGGCCUCUUUCCCUUUCACCGCCUGUCCUAAGAGGAGUGUCCAGUUUCACUCACUGCCAGCUCUGGCCCAUCGGGACUCUCGCUUGAACCCUAAGGGCUUGGCCUAUGAGCUGUAGCUUGCCUUGGUCUGAUGGAAGUAUGGGGAGGGCUGUGGGGCAGGGGACCAGGAUGCCCCAGUGGCCCGGGGCUUGCUCUGGAUUCACACCCAUGCAAUCAUCUUUUUUCUGAAAGUUCAUGGCUUCUGUCUUCUCAAUCGCCUUAAUUGCCCAUCCCCAUCCAAUUCACCUCCAGCAAA
Molecule: messenger RNA, 866 nt
Organism: Phascolarctos cinereus (koala)
Lineage: Eukaryota; Metazoa; Chordata; Mammalia; Diprotodontia; Phascolarctidae
Gene: TEX38
Product: testis expressed 38
Source: RefSeq, a predicted model, not a curated record